This is a messenger RNA of Sinocyclocheilus rhinocerous, 763 nucleotides long. Its product is annotated as stonustoxin subunit beta-like. The record is from RefSeq and is a predicted model, not a curated record. The annotation marks the transcript as partial. NCBI's taxonomy places the organism in Eukaryota, Metazoa, Chordata, Actinopteri, Cypriniformes, Cyprinidae. The transcript has 2 exons. Gene Ontology annotation, molecular function: protein binding.
CCCUUUUCAAGCAAUCAGUUUACCAUUUGUUUUGUGUGUAUUUGUCUCUUUCUAGUUUGGACCAUAGAAACUAUUUUAGACUUACACCAGGACUGAGAAAAUAUGCCUGUGAUCUCACACUGGAUCCAAACACAGCAAACACUAAACUCAUCCUGUCUGAAGGUAACAAAAAGGCAACGCGUGUUGAAGACAAGCAGUCAUAUCCGGAUCAUCCAGAGAGAUUUGAUCACCAUGAGCAGGUUCUGUGUGGAGAGAGUAUGACUGGACGCUGUUACUGGGAGGCUGAAUGGAGUGGAAUGGAGGUUGUUAUAUCAGUGACAUAUAAGGGAAUCAACAGGAAAGGUGGGAGUGACUGUUGGUUUGGAUACAAUGACAAAUCCUGGAGUCUCUUCUACUCUAAAAACAGAUCCAAUGUCUGUCACAAUAAUGUAAGCAAUACCAUAUCAGCCCCUUCGUCUUGCUCUAAUAGAGUAGGAGUGUAUCUGGACUGGUCGGCCGGCACUCUGUCCUUUUACAGCGUCUCUGACACACACACACUCACACACUUACACACAUUCAACACCACAUUCACUGAACCCCUCUAUACUGGGAUUGGGGUUUAUGGCUCAUCUGUGUCUCUUUGUCUUUAUAACUGAAUUUAACACUGCAAAUUCUGAGCAGCUGUGUGUUGGUAAAGAGUGCUGCAUUUUGCUCAAACCCUGAUCAAACUGUGUAUUUCCUUCUGCACUGGCACUAAACUCUGGAGGACAGUGAACUUUGGUGA